AUGACGGAGAGAACAACACGUGCCAGGGAUAAAGCGCUAACUAAGCGGGAAAGUCUGUUAAUGAGUAUUCGGCAUACUUAUACGUUAGGCACGGCAGCAGUAAAAGAGAAAAAGGAUGUGGGACAAUUUUUAAUGAUGGCUGCUGACAUCGACGCCCUCUGGGAAGCAUUUUUAGUUGAAAAUGAAGCAGUACUAGACGCUAUGAUUGAACUUAACGAGUUGGACAAAUUUAAGCCUGAAUUGGAGCCGGAGAUUCGAGCGUUGGUCCGCAGCGUAUCCGCUAUGAGAGCUGAGGUAGAACAAGAUGGCAUGGCAGUCAGGAGCAAUUCAAAUGGUAUUCAGGAAGGAAUUCAAAACACUGUGGUACCAUCUAUCGCUUUUCCUCAGGCUUCCACUUUGUCAAAUGGCGUUAUAAGAGAUCCAAAACUUCCAACCAUACCGCUACCUAGGUUUGGUGGUAAAUUAGAUGAAUGGUCGGCAUUUAGUGGGCGUUUUGAGUCUCAAGUUGUUCAGCACAAUGAAUUAAAUAAUGAAGAGAAAUAUUUCUAUUUAAUGGGUUGCUUAUAUGGAGAAGCAGAAGAAAUUACAAAGGGUUAUCAUCUAUCGACCAAUAGCUUCACUCUUGCUUGGGCGGCAUUGGAAGACAGAUACAAUAAACCGCGUCAAUUAGCCAAUUCUUUGGUGGAAAGAUUGCUUAAUAUGACACGUGUGGGACAAGAAACGGUUGUUCAUCUCAAUGAGUUCUUAAAGGUGUUUGAAGAUUCCAUAGCACUAUUACACACUCUUCCUAUACCUGACGUGGGUGACUUUGUGUUGUUUACAUUAGGAAUGAGGUGCUUACCAAUAGGUUGUAGAAAAGUUUUUGAAUCCGAAUGUGGUGGUAGCUUUCCAUCGGUCGAGGACUUAAUUACAUUUGUGAAGGAACGAGCAAGAAUCCUGGAAAACGUGGGAAUUCAAUCAGCAGAUAAUAAAACCACGGACAAUAAAUACAAAUAUGGCAAAUUUAAUUACAAUAAGCAAUCAUUCACAUCCAAAACUGCUCUUAUUGCUCGCCAAACUGGUACCAAGGUGAAUAAUUUGGUUAAAUGUUAUGUUUGUGAUGCCCAUCACAAUUUACCAGAUUGCGAUAAAUUUAAGUCUUUGACAGUUGCUGAGCGCUUCUCCAUUGUUAAGGCUCAUCGGUUGUGUUUUAUCUGCCUUUCUAGUCAACAUUUAGCUUUGAAAUGUAAAGCUGCUAAAUGUAAUAAAUGUUCUUUUCGUCAUCAUUCGCUGCUGCAUCGACUUGCUACAGAAGUACCUUAUCAAGCAGACAACAGUCCUGCCACCCUGAUGGGUUCCCUGCCACAUACAAUGGUGGUGUUAGGCACUGCUCUUGCUCAUGCCCGUGAUUGUUGGGGUAAUUCGCAAAUUGUCAGAGUUUUGAUUGAUUCGGCUUCUCAGAUUAGUAUCAUAACUGCCGGAUGUGUAGAGCGUUUGGGACUCAGUCGUACUCGUUGGACCGCUCCUAUCUCUGGCUUGUCGGGAGUUAAUGUGCCUGGUAUAGAUGGUGUAGCUCAUUGUACUUUAACCCCUCGGCAUGCUGAUGAGCCGAAAUUACAAUUUAAGGCAUGGAUAUUACCCAAAAUCACAGGAGAAAUGCCUCACGGACCGUUGACUCCAGACAUUCAGAACAAGUAUUCUCAUUUAGCAUUAGCCGAUCCUCAGUUUUAUAAGCCAGGUCCCGUGGAUAUGUUAAUCGGAGCAGAUUUAUUCCCUGCAGUCAUGGAUGGUAAACGUGUUGUGGUUAACGAAAGGAUGCCAACAGCAUUCGGCUCGGUGUUUGGUUGGGUUCUUAUAGGAGAAGAUCGCUCUACAAUUACACCAGCAGACCAACAGCUUUCAAUGGUAUCUUGCUUUCAUGUAUCCUUGGAGCAAUUGAUGGGAAGGUUCUGGGCAAUAGAGGAACCGGAGGAGGCUCCAAUGCAAUUUACAGAUGAAGGACACUGUGAAGAUAUUUUUCAAAAUGAAGUGGACCGGGCGGAAGAUGGAAGAUUUAUCGUGCCACUACCUUUGAGAAAUGGUUAUUCGCCUGAGUUAUUUGCUGACUCGAAGCAAAUAGCUAUUAAGAGGUUUCUGCAACUUGAGAAUAAGUUAUCCCGAGAUAAAAUGUUAGCCGAACAUUAUCAGGCCUUUAUGCAAGAAUAUGAAGCACUAAAUCACAUGUCCGUUGCUAAAGAACCCGGUGUAUAUUUCAUUCCCCACCAUGGGGUGUGUAAAAUGGUUGAAGAUAAAUUGAAAUUGCGGGUCGUAUUCGAUGGGUCGGCUCGUGGUGUAUCCGGUAAAUCACUCAAUGAUCUUCUGUAUCCAGGACCAAAGCUCCAGCAAGAUGUAGUAGACGUGUUGAUCGGGUUCCGUUCUUAUCGAGUUGUUUUUACGGCCGACAUUUGUAAAAUGUACAGACAGUUCUGGAUCCAUAAAAAAUAUCGGCCUCUACAACAUAUUUUGUGGCGUUCUUCCCCUAAGGAAGAAUUAAAAGAAUAUGAAUUAAAUACUGUCACUUAUGGAUUAAACUGCGCCCCUUAUUUAGCUUUAAGAGUUCUCAAGGAGAUAGCGAUGGAGGUUCAGGAUGAAGAGCCUGAUAUAAGUAGAGCUUUGCAAAGCUCCACUUAUAUGGAUGACAUCUGUACAGGAGCUCAAACCUUGGAAGAAGCUAAACGUCUACGUGACGCCUUAGUUCAUGUGUUGGCAAAGAGUGGUUUAGAGUUGAAGAAAUGGUCAUCAAAUUACAAAGAAGUUUUGGCUGGAAUUCCUGUUGAAGACCAAUCGGAUAUGUUGGAUAUUGCGGUCUCAGACGGAGGAGGCGUAAAAGUACUGGGUAUGCGUUGGCUUCCCAGCAAUGAUGAGUUUACGUACGACAUUAUACUUGGUGAGCGUGUGAUGACGAAGAGGAGUCUGUUGUCGACCAUCGCCCGCUUGUUUGAUCCGUUGGGUUUGGUGGCUCCAGUGAUCUUCUAUGCCAAAAGUAUAAUGCAAGAAGUGUGGAAAUACGAUCUACAAUGGGACUCUUCCUUGCCAUCUAGUAUCAUGGAGCGUUGGACAAUGUUCCUUGACGAAUUGGAAGACUUGAAAACCAUUCGAAUUCCGCGAGUUAUUUGUAGUCCCUCGCCAAAGCAGGUAACUUUGUGCGGAUUUUGUGAUGCGUCCACAAAGGGCUACGCAGCUUUAGUGUAUCUGCAUUCAGUUGAUGAUACUGGUAAUAUAAAUGUUCGGUUAAUAGGUAGCAAAACUAAGCUAUCCCCAAUGAAGCCUACCACAGUACCGCGGUUAGAGUUGUGCGCGGCGGUUUUGUUAUCCAAGUGGUUGUCGCGUAUUCAUAAAUUAUUAUCAUCGCAUAUGAACAUUGAUACACUGUACGCGUGGUCAGAUUCAACGGUCGUAUUGUCAUGGAUUAACUUACCACAGGUUUCAUUUAAAAUAUUCGUGUCCAACCGAGUCAAGCAAAUUCGUGAUUUGUUACCCAAUUGUGAAUGGCGUUAUGUACCUACCUCUAUUAAUCCGGCCGAUUGUGCAUCCAGGGGUGUAUUGCCCUCAAAAUUAAAAUCUUCAGUAUUGUAUUGGAACGGCCCAGAUUUUUUGAAGAACGAACCACGGGUUUGGCCGUCGUCUAUUCCUGUUAUGUCAGCGUCUGAACUGCCAGAGGUCAAAACUAAUGCAGUCACGUUAGCGAUCGUUGAAAACUCAGAGGUUGAAUGGUUUCACCGAUUUUCAUCUUAUACGCGUUUGAUUCGAGUUGGAGUGUUAUUGCGUCGUUUUAUGUCCAAAAGUCGCGGGAGGACUUCUGCGUCGAACUCUUGGCCUCAGAAUGAGUUAACAGCAUCCUUGUACGCUAUUGUAAUGCACACACAAAAGAUAAGUUUUUCUGCGUUAAAAUUGGAGUUGGAAGGAGGACGACGAGUAUCAUCAAGGUUGUAUGCGAGACUUGCACCUUUUAUAGAUUCACUGGGACUUAUUCGAGUCGGAGGCCGUAUUAAACAUGCGUCACUCGAUACCAAUCAAAAACACCCAUUGUUGUUGUCUAGUCAGUCCCAUUUAGCUUUGUUACUGUUCCGGUACUGGCAUAUUGUAGGUUGUCACUCCGGACCAAAAUUUAUGAUGAAUAUGGUGGCCCGCCAGUUCUGGAUAAUUUCUGCACGGAAGGUUGCAAGAAGAGUAAUUAAAGAGUGCGUGAAAUGUGUUCGAUUCGCCGCUGUAAAUCCCCAACCUAUGAUGGCUCAAUUACCGGCGGUUCGAGUUCAAGCUAGCCGUCCGUUUUCAAAUGUGGGAAUUGAUUAUGCUGGAGCAUUUGCCAUGAAAGAGCAGCGACUUAGAAAAUCACGGGAGUACAAAGUUUAUGUGGCCGUUUUCGUGUGUAUGACCACCAAGGCGGUCCAUUUGGAAGUAGUGUCGGAUCUAUCCACCCCCGCAUUCUUAGCGACAUUAGACCGUUUCGUUAGUAGAAGGGGACUACCAUCACAAAUCUAUACGGACUGCGGAACCAAUUUUGUUGGAGCAGAUAGAAUGUUGCGCCAGUUUGUAAACAACCCCGACAUUCGUAAUAAUUGGAGUGCUGCCAUACCUUGUAUGUGGAACUUUAAUCCCCCAAAUGCCCCUCACUUUGGAGGCCUUUGGGAAGCCGCGGUGAAAUCUAUGAAGGCACUUCUAUAUCGGACUAUGGGAUCGCACUUGUUCACUCUGGAAGAGUUCGUCACUAUUAUUACCCGCGUUGAGGCUGUGUUAAACUCGAGACCGCUGACCCCAAUGAGUGAUGACCCAAACGACACAACGUGUUUAACUCCUGGUCAUUUUCUCAUAGGUCAACCACUUUUAGCUCCACCAGAGGAGUUAGUCCCUGAAACUCAACGCACGAUCACUCAACGAUGGAAGUUGCUCAAGCAAUGCCAUCAAGCAUUUUGGAAAAGAUGGACCGUUGAGUAUUUGAAUUGUCUUCAAAUUCGGAGCCGAUGGACUAGAGGGGAUCGAAAUUUGAAGGUCGGUGAUUUAGUGAUCAUUAAGGAAGAUCAUGCACCUCCGUUAAGAUGGCAUCUCGGUCGCGUUGAAAGGGUAUUUCCCGGUGAUGAUGGUGUGGUGCGGGUCGUCCAGUUGAACACCAUCAAUGGAUGGAUAAAUCGCCCAGUGGUGAAAUUGGUGCCUUUGCUGUCAUCUUAG
Messenger RNA from Daktulosphaira vitifoliae (grape phylloxera), 5184 nucleotides. RefSeq lists its product as uncharacterized. The transcript has a single exon. Gene Ontology annotation, biological process: DNA integration. Gene Ontology annotation, molecular function: nucleic acid binding. The record is from RefSeq and is a predicted model, not a curated record. NCBI's taxonomy places the organism in Eukaryota, Metazoa, Arthropoda, Insecta, Hemiptera, Phylloxeridae. The coding region runs from base 1 to 5184 and encodes 1727 amino acids.